This is a messenger RNA of Drosophila elegans, 2384 nucleotides long. RefSeq names its product proton-coupled amino acid transporter 4. The coding region runs from base 100 to 1491 and encodes 463 amino acids. The record is from RefSeq and is a predicted model, not a curated record. The transcript is spliced from 6 exons. Gene Ontology annotation, cellular component: vacuolar membrane. Gene Ontology annotation, molecular function: amino acid transmembrane transporter activity. Gene Ontology annotation, biological process: amino acid transmembrane transport. Lineage: Eukaryota; Metazoa; Arthropoda; Insecta; Diptera; Drosophilidae.
UUGUUUUUAUUUGCUUUGGUUUUGCUUAAUUUUUGACCGACUUCUGGGUGAACAACAACAAAAAAGACUAAGAGCAACAGCAGCAACAUCAAUAACAACAUGGAUGCCGAGGCGCCAGCACAGCUAGAGAAAAAUCAGACUGCGACAGUUCCAAAAGAGGAAACUGUGGAUGGAGGAGCGACAGGUGAAACUGCACCCAAGGUCAUCAAGAAAGAGGAUCACGAUGCUGAGUAUCAUCCGCCCACAAGCUACCUGGAGACGAUCGUGCACCUGUUCAAGGGCAACAUCGGACCCGGGCUGUUCGCCAUGGGCGAUGCCUUCAAGAACGGAGGGCUGCUGGUGGCUCCACUUCUCACUGUGGUGAUAGCGGUGGUCUCCAUCCACUGCCAACACGUCCUGGUGACCUGUUCCAAGAAGAUGCGGGAUCUCAGGGGCGACUCAGUAUGCGCGGACUAUGCGCAGACGGUGGAGCAGUGCUUCGAGAAUGGUCCGCCGAAGUUGAGGGGCUGGUCGCGAACGAUGGGACGUCUGGUGGACAUCUUCAUUUGUGUCACCCAGCUGGGCUUUUGUUGCAUCUACUUUGUGUUCAUCAGCACGAAUCUGAAGCAGAUCCUGCAAGCCUACGACAUUGACAUGAAUGUCCAUCUGGUGAUGCUGCUGGCCUUUGUACCCGUGCUCCUCAGCUCGCUGAUCACGAACCUCAAGUGGCUGACGCCCGUGUCGAUGUUUGCCAACGUUUGCAUGAUCCUCGGACUGGCCAUCACCCUGUACUAUGCCCUCAAGGACGGACUGCCGGAGGUGGAGGAACGCGCCCUCUGGACGAACGGCUCCCAGCUGGCCCUCUUCUUCGGCACCGCCAUCUUUGCCUUCGAGGGCAUUGCGUUGGUGAUGCCGCUGAAGAACGCCAUGCGAAAACCGCACCAGUUCGAGCGACCUUUGGGUGUGCUCAAUGUGGGCAUGUUCCUCGUCUCCGUCAUGUUCAUGUUCGCCGGAUCCGUGGGCUAUAUGAAGUGGGGCGAACAGGUUGGAGGCAGUCUGACCCUCAAUCUGGGUGAUACCAUUCUGGCCCAGGCCGUCAAGCUGAUGGUCUCCACUGGCGUACUUCUGGGCUAUCCGCUGCAGUUCUUCGUGGCCAUCCAGAUAAUGUGGCCCAAUGCCAAGCAAAUGUGUGGCAUCAAAGGACGAUCGCUGAUCGGAGAGCUGGGCUUCCGCACCUUUAUGGUCCUGCUGACCCUUGCCAUCGCGGAAAUGGUCCCGGCCCUGGGACUCUUUAUCUCGCUGAUCGGCGCUCUAUGCUCGACUGCUUUGGCCCUGGUAUUUCCGCCCGUCAUCGAGCUGAUCGCCAGGAGUGAACAGAACAAGGGUCCAGGCGUCUGGAUUUGCGCCAAGAACCUCGUCAUCCUGGUGAUGGCAAUGCUGGGCUUCUUCACCGGCUCCUACGAGAGUCUCAAGCAAAUUGUCAAGCACUUUGGCGAGGAGGAGCUGCACUGAGGACUAGGUUUCGCUUGAGAAUCGUUGAGGAUCGCCAUUAACGAAGCAGCACAAGAAAAGCAGUACUCAUCACAACAGUAUCAUCUUUAAAGCAGCUAAGGGAUCUUCCAAGAUUGGUUAGAAACUACGUUUUUAAGCCAUCAACUUUUUAAAAACGCAAAGGAUAAACCUUUAAAACUAUGAUCAUCAAAGAAUCAUCGCUGAUCUUGCCAAGGUUACAAGAAAUAAUUUUAAAAGUACCACUUUUAGAUGAGAUGAGAAUGGGAAACUUGAUAAUUACUAAAAUGGCAUAUGUGGAAAAGUCAUGGAUCAUUAGAUAAUCAUUACAUUGUUUAUAAAAGAUUACAAAAAGGGCAGAGGCUCAUCCUAGAUAAAAUUCCAAUUCCCCCAUGGAUAAAAAGAUCACUAUAAAUUCAUUAUAAAAAUUUAAAAAUAUGAGGAAUAAAAUAAGUUACCUGAGACGAACAUUACAGGAAUAUCAGAAGAUCAUCGAUAUCAAAACCUCAUCAGAAAUAUUAAAGCUUUAUUUAGAUAUUAUAGAAAAGCAAACCAUAUUAACAGGAUUACCAAAAUAUUUAUGCAAAAUUAACGGAUCGCUACACUAUUUUAGGAGUAUUAUCGACAUGUCACAAUUGAAAACAUUAUGAAGCAAUAUAAUAUGUACCUACUUUUAAUCCUUAAUUACUUACAUAAAUACAUAACAUGUUUGGCGAAUUUAUUAUUAACAAAAGAAACACACAUACAUAUAUAUAGUAUAUCUAAGUGCCUCCUUUUGUGUCUAAGUAAGCGUGCAGCGCAUUUUACUUAUUAUAAUUGAUUUUUUUUUUAUAGACACUAAGUGAGAAUAAACGAUGCGACGUUCGUUUUGACGUCAUCGUAAAAAGUGACAAGAA